Rotaria socialis is the source of this 408-nucleotide messenger RNA. NCBI's taxonomy places the organism in Eukaryota, Metazoa, Rotifera, Eurotatoria, Philodinida, Philodinidae. The record is from the annotation of a GenBank genome assembly.
AUGGAUGAUAUAUUUGAUGACAACGGUGAUGAUCUCACUAUAGCCCAUCAUGAUGCAAAAAUUAUACAAACGACUCGGUUCAAAGAUGGCUUUCGUGAAGGAUGGGAAUCGAGUGAACAAGAUGCAUUCGAAAGUGGUUUUAUUCGUGGUUAUUCUCUUAUAUCAUCACUUGUCUAUGAUUAUAAUUAUGAAAAAGAACGUUUACGCUUAGAAAAUCCUUUGAAUCUUUUAUUGAAAAAAGAAAUUCAAGAAUUCGAUAAUGAAUUUCAAUCAACUAUUGCUCAAUUAAAGCUACCAGAUGAAUUGAAUGAAGAGCAACAAAAUGAAACUAUUACACGCUUACGAAUACAAUUCGAUGAUAUUCUUUUAAAAAUAAAAUUUGAAUUAACAUCAAUUAAAUCCGUAUAA